AUGCUACCAAAACUAAGAGGAUUAGGCUUAACUGAUUGUAGCCUUUCUGAUCAUUUUAUCCUUUCAUUGAGUCCUUUCGAAUUCAACUUUUCUACUUCCCUGUUGGCCUUUGAUCUUUCUGACAACACCUUCACGCCACCCGUGAUAUUCCGGUGGGUGUCAAAUAUCACUUCAAACCUUGUUGAGCUAGACCUUUCUGGCAACAACUUGGAGGGUUCUGUAUCCAAUCAUUUUGGCAUGGCAAUGAAAUCUCUUGAGAUCCUUGACCUUUCCCUUAAUAAUCUCAAGGAUGAGGUUUUGAAAUCCUUCAUGAAUAUAUGCACCUUACAUUCUUUAAACAUGCAAGGAAAUAAUUUGACCGAAGACCUUCCAUCAAUUCUUCAUAAUUUGUGUAAUGGAUGUAUUAGAUACUCACUACAAGAUUUGAAUUUGGGAGAAAAUUAUAUUAAUGGAUCUUUACCAGACAUUUCAGCAUUUUCAGUUUUGAAGUCAUUGUAUCUUUCAAAUAAUCAAUUAUCUGGAAAAAUAGCAGAAGGUAAUAAAUUGUCAACUCAAUUGGAAUCUUUAUCAAUCUCAUCAAAUUUUCUAGAAGGUGGAAUUCCGAAAUUAUUUGGUAAUGCAUGUGCUUUGCGCUCAUUGGACAUGAAGGCUAAUAACUUGAGUGAUGAGCUUUCAACAAUAAUACAUCACUUGUCUGGAUGCGCUAAAUACACACUAGAACAUUUGGGCUUGCAAGAAAAUCAAAUCAAUGGUAUGAUUCCUGACCUUUCAGCUUUUUCAGCUUUGAUGUCAUUGGAUCUUUCAAACAAUCACUUGAAUGGGAAGAUAAGAGAAGAUAUUAAUUUACCAUUUCACUUGGAAUAUUUAUCAAUCUCAUCAAACUUUCUAGAAGGUGGAAUUCCCAUAUCAUUUGGAAAUGCAUGCGCUUUGCGCUCAUUAGAAAUGGAGGAUAACAGGUUGAGUGUAGAGUUUUCGAUGAUAAUUCAUCAUUUAUCUGGAUGUGCUAGAUAUUCAUUAAAAGAAUUAUAUCUACACAUGAAUGAAAUCAAUGGCACACUAAUUGACCUCUCAAUAUUCACAUCUUUAAGAGUGUUAUCUAUUGGUGAAAACAAGCUAAGUGGAAAGAUUUUAAAAAAUAUUCAAUUUCCACCUCAACUAGAAGAUUUAGACAUACAGUCAAAUUCCUUAAAUGGUGUGUUCACUGACUAUCAUUUUGUUAAUGUACAUUUCCCAAAUGGUUGA
Messenger RNA from Vigna unguiculata (cowpea), 1242 nucleotides. The record is from RefSeq and is a predicted model, not a curated record. NCBI's taxonomy places the organism in Eukaryota, Viridiplantae, Streptophyta, Magnoliopsida, Fabales, Fabaceae.